AUGUGUUUGCUUUUAUCUGCAUCAGUUCUAAGAUGUAACAUCUUCUUGGCUUCAAGAGAAAGUAACAAACCCACUUUUCAAGUGUCAUCUACAGAAGUUUGGAAUUGGAGGACAUUACCACCGAAAAAGGAUCUCACGAGAUAUAUCAAAUGGCCAAAGUCCAUCCGUCUCCAGAGGCAGAAACGUAUUCUGAGGCAGAGGCUUAAGGUUCCACCGGCACUGAACAAGUUCACUAAAACCGUUCAAAAUAACUUGGCUUCGUCAAUCUCCUUCCCUUUUGUUGCCCUUAACUACCCUUUUAUUCUCCUCAAGUACAGGCCUGAGGACAAAGCAGCCAAGAAGAAACUUCUUCUCAAAAAAGUUCAGUCUGAGGCUGAGGGAAAGCCUGUUGAAUCGAAGAAGCCAAUUGUUGCGGAGUAUGUCUUAAGCAUAUUACAUGCCUCAUUGAGCAGGUCUCUAGCUGUUCUAAAUGGUGAACUUUUUACUUACCAUAAUUCUUCUGUGUUUUCCAAUUGUAUAAAGUAG
Molecule: messenger RNA, 525 nt
Organism: Eruca vesicaria subsp. sativa (arugula)
Lineage: Eukaryota; Viridiplantae; Streptophyta; Magnoliopsida; Brassicales; Brassicaceae
Source: the annotation of a GenBank genome assembly